This is a messenger RNA of Lytechinus pictus (painted urchin), 3098 nucleotides long. RefSeq lists its product as uncharacterized. The record is from RefSeq and is a predicted model, not a curated record. Gene Ontology annotation, cellular component: membrane. The transcript has 3 exons. Bases 120 to 653 code for a protein of 177 amino acids. Gene Ontology annotation, biological process: transmembrane transport. Gene Ontology annotation, molecular function: xenobiotic transmembrane transporter activity; antiporter activity. Lineage: Eukaryota; Metazoa; Echinodermata; Echinoidea; Temnopleuroida; Toxopneustidae.
AGAGAAGGUUAGAGAGGGAGUCGCGAGUCACUAGUUUUGAGUGUCCCGUUCUGCUCAUCAGUGCCGUAGUUAUUCAUCUCUAUCUCCUUUUCCACCAACAGAGUAUCAAAAAAGCAACAAUGACCGACUAUGAAGAAAUGAUGGAGGGGAGCAAUCCCACUGCCGACGAUUCAGAUCACGGUGAGAAGAACCAACAUGAACAGACAACGGCGGGCAGCGAUGACGGCGCUGGACUCAACAUAGAAGGAGGAACGGGGCAAAGCGAAGAUGACGAAAUAAGAAAUAAGAGCACUGAUGAGGAAAGACAAGCAGAAGCAGAUGAUAGUGGAGCUGAUGAGGAGGAGGAGGAGGAUGCGGGAGAUGUGAAUGUAGCAUCACCCAAGUGUUGGGGUGUGUGUCCCCGCUGGGAUUUCACCGUCAAGGAGUACUGGGAGGAGGUGAAAAUCUUACUCAAACUUGCUUGGCCUAAUGUGUUAUACAUGCUCCUUGAAGCUAUGAUGACGAUUAUGGCUGUACUCUUUAGUGGGCACCUGGGCAAGAAUGAACUAGCAGCUGCCUCACUAGCUAACUCGAUUACGACUGUUUUCACGCGCUCCGUUGGCUUGGGAUUUGCUUCCAGUUGUGAUACACUCUUUACUCAAGUAAGAUUUUGACAAAUAAUCUUUCAGAUUUUAACCCUCUUUUAUUGGAAUUAUAACAAUACAUGUAUGGCAUUAUUCAGGAGUUUUGGAAUGCUUCCAAGUGGAUGAAACACCUUAAAGGUCCUUAGAAUCAGCAGGAAUCAAACAGAAUUAUUCCUUCCAGUAGUAGAAGGUCGUGUUUUAGAUAAUUUCUGAAUAAUCCAGAUUUUCCCUGAAAUGCAUUCAAAAUGCUUUGAAUGUUGUUUGAAUGCCAUAUAAUCAUUACUAACAAAAAUGUAUGCAGAAAACACAGAAUGCUAUUUGAAUAAUUUUGAAUAUUUUCCCAUGACUAUUGCACUUUAAAAGCUUUGAGCAUGAGCAAAGAAUUCUGGCUGGGAUUGCAAAUGGGCUGGAACUUUUGAAAUGCUCUCAGAAUGUAUUUCCUACAUGUAUAUAUAUAUGGAAUAGCCUUGACAAUGUAAAAACUGUGUAUUGUGUGUGAACUAUUAAACAAAUUAGCUUUGGAGAUUUAGCCAGAUUUAUAUCUUUGGGACAUUUAGGAAUAUCAACAAGAACUUAGAAAGGUUGAAAAGUUUUGUAGAUGAUUUUCACUGAUAAAUGAUGUAAGCCAGCACACAACACUAGCGCCGGUCCGACGGUCCCAGACCUGUUAAAAUAGCUGUCGGGCCAGUAACGUUGUAGAAAUAGCCAGAUUACAUGUAGAAAUCCCCUUUUAGGCCUCAAUGUUUAAUCUCAAUAUUAACUCAUUUCCAUCGGAAUUGUCAAUUGGCUUUCAUGAAUGGAUUAAAAACACAGGAAAAGUGUGACAAGAUCCUUUGACAGUGCUCUUUAAUCCAUUACACUCAUCCGUACUAAUAGCCAAAUACAAUAUGGAUUAUGGAAAUAUGAUACCUUUAACCAUUUCCAGUUAAAAGCACUUAAGUGGAACAGUUUUUCACUGAGUACUUUGGUAAACGCUUUUGUUCAGAUUCUUGCUAGAAAUAUAUAGUUUGUUUCUUAUUUUAUGCCAGUCAAUUGCAGGUUUGCUUAUCUUCAAAUGCAGAAUGAUAUAUGAUCAUUCCAAGAAUACCGGAUUUAUGUGUCUCAAUUUGUUUGAUGACACUGUUUUAUCAUUGUUGGGUUUUACUCCAGAGAGGUCAAUGACCCGACCUCUUGGAACAAUGAUUUUUUAUAGCAUUUGAGUAAGACUGUAGGCCUACUUGUACUUGAGGUCAUUUUCCCCAUGUGUCUCUUGUGAGUUAAAUUGCAUUGCUCACAUUUCAAUUAUUUUCUCUAUCGAAAUUGUAUAUUUUAAAGUGUUGUAUUAUUUUGAAAAAAAAAUUAUCAGAAAUAGUUUUGCUAUUACAUUGUAGAUCUGGUACAAGUUUUUCCUAUUUUCUUGCUGCAGAAGGAUACCUUAAUAAAACUUUUACUUAGGGGCAUUGACACUGUUAAAGGGGUACUCCUGGCUAAAAAUAUUUAUACCUAAAUAAAUAGAGUAAAAUUCACAGAGCAAAAUGCUGAAACUUUCAUCAAAUUGUCAUAAGUAACAAAGUUAUUGAAUUUUUAAGUUUAGCAAUAUUUUGUGAAAACAGUUUAGUUGGACUGAUGAUGUCUAUUUCCCCACUUUCCCUUUCCUUAAGUUAUUACAUGAAAUCAUUUUUGUUUCCUUUAUAUGUGUAAGUUGCAGCAAUGAAUAUCUUAUGCACUAUCAGUUGUCAAUCCAUUUUUUUAUGUUCUUGGAGGAAAAAUAUUAAACCUAAUUUCAUAUAGUAGAAUACAAAAGAAGAAUAAUGCAAAUCUUUUAAAUGCCAUAGCUUUGUUAUUUUGUGUCCGAUUUGGAUAGAAAUUUUCAGUGUUUUGUUUGUCUGAUUUUUUUUUAUCUGUUCAAGUCAUAUUAUUUUCAGCCUGGAGUACCCCUUUAAUAGCACUGUUAGAUUUUCAUCUUGAAGUUGGUAGGAAACUAUAAAACACACAAGAUAUGAAGUCUAAACUUUAUAUGAUUUCUGCAUUGUAACGAACCCCAAAUCCUCUUGUUAUUUCCCUGUGUAAAUGCUUGCCCUCAAAAGGAUUGUCAACAUUAUUUUUUUACGAUCAAAUCAGACUCCCUGGUUGUGCUGCCUGUCAAUGCAGAAAUGUUUAUGGGUGUGUUUAUGCUUCCAUUGCGAGGACAGAAUCAGCGUUCUCAAACGUCGAUUCAAAACGCCGAUCGUAAACGUGGUUCUGGGAGUGCUGUUUAUGCUUCACUUUUCAGAGGCGAAAUCACGAACUCCAGCUGGCUUCGCAUCGUAAUUUUCGUUGAGCAGGAAAGCGAGGUCAAAUUGGGCGCGCCCUUUUUUCGAAAGUUUUUUUUUUCCGAGAGUUGUUAUGGGGAAGGUACGUUGACUGUUAUUUAAACAUCGAUCAAUUUCCGAUAUUUUAGUCAUUGCAUGGAGCUACUUGACAGCCAUUUUCCACCAUGGUGAGGAUAAUAGUGAG